This is a messenger RNA of Didymella exigua CBS 183.55, 852 nucleotides long. Its product is annotated as NAD(P)-binding protein. Lineage: Eukaryota; Fungi; Ascomycota; Dothideomycetes; Pleosporales; Didymellaceae. The transcript is spliced from 3 exons. The record is from RefSeq and is a predicted model, not a curated record. Bases 1 to 852 code for a protein of 283 amino acids.
AUGUCAGACUUCCAGAUCACAGACGCCGACCUCUCGAGAUCGAAGUUUGAAGGCAAAGUUGUCAUAAUCACAGGCGGCUCCUCAGGCAUCGGUCUCGCAACAGUCGAACUCCUCGGAUCCCUAGGCGCAACCGUGAUCAGCGCAGACAUCAACGCCCCGCCCAAGACCGGGCCUUUCGUGUACAUCGAGACUGAUGUCAGCCAAUGGACAUCACUCACGAAACUCUUCAAGUCCGCGAUUGCCGCACAUGGUCGCAUUGACUUCGUCUUCGCAAACGCAGGUAUUGGGCCGCGCGCAAACUACCUUGCGCUCGAGUCUGACGCCGAAGGCGAGCUGAUCCAGCCGAACACAGCAACUCUGGACGUAAACCUGAGCAGCGUGAUCAACACCGCGACUCUGGCCGUGCACUACAUGAAGACGCAGAAAGAAGGUGGAAGCAUUGUGCUUAUGGGAUCGAGCACGGGCUUGCACUCCGUGCGUGCUAUCGACUACUCGACAGCGAAAUCCGGCGUCCUGGGCUUCGGCCGCGGUCUCUCUGUGCUCCUCUCGGCCUCCAACGUGCCUAUCCGCGUCAACAUCCUCGCGCCCAGCUGGACAGCAACACAAGUCCUGCCUGACCUGGGCAAUUUGCUGAAAGCGGUGAACUAUGACGCGCAGUCCACAGACGUCGUUGCGCGCAGUGCAGCCUAUCUGUUCGUCGACAAGAAGAGGCAUGGUGAGGUCAUAUUCGUUUGCGAGGGCAAGUACACCGAAAUCGAGAAGGCGAUUUUGGCGCCGGCGUAUGAGAAGGUCAAAGGUGACGGGCCAAGUGAUGAUGAGGUGUUGGCGAGGAUUAUGGCGCUUGCCGGGUAG